Messenger RNA from Porites lobata, 748 nucleotides. The record is from the annotation of a GenBank genome assembly. NCBI's taxonomy places the organism in Eukaryota, Metazoa, Cnidaria, Anthozoa, Scleractinia, Poritidae.
AUGGUGAGUUCGCUCCAGUCUAUCGUAUUAUUUUCCGUGCCGAUUGCGAUCCUGAUAGAUAUGCUGAAGAUCUUGCAUCACCUACCCAUGGGCCACGAGUUGUUCCGCACGCUGUUUAGACGCUGCACCCACGAGGAGUUACGUGCCUGGGCCAAAACGUUCCCGUGGGAUCAUCCCGUUGCCAGGAAACUGGAUCACGAGGUCCAUCGACGCCGUAUGGCUGGUGAGUUUUAUGGCUUUUCAUUUUUUCGGGUGUGGGACCCUUUUUCCUUAUACCUUUUUUUUGAUUUUUAUAGAAGUAUUCAAGGGGUUCGAGUUUUUACGAACCGUGCUGUGGCCAGUCCACCUAUGUCUUUGCCCUCGACGUGCCAGACUCAAUUGGGCCGCGCGGUUCUGGGUUCCAAACUGUUCAUGUUGAUUUUUUCAUUUGUUAGAUUCUUGGGAAUAUGUAGAAAACCAACCCGUCUGCCACAUUUAUCAAUGGGUCGCCCAUCCCACCCAUGGCGGGGUGUGCAACCAUUGUGAGCGUAUGAUGGAUGGAUUCAGACUUGAUGACAUGAUUGCAGGCCUCAGGGUGGGGACCCUCACCGAAGAUGAAAUUGUAGAAUAUGUACAGAGUGGGGACCCCAACCAUCGAGAUUGGGACGAAUGGCCCCUUCGUAUGACCUUUAGGAUCAAUUCGUUUCUCCGGGAGCAUGGUCCUGUGGGUGAUGCGGAUUUGGAGGCCCUGGGCUUUUUAGAGGAUUAA